GUAGCUAUAAGGAGCCGUAUCGGUUAUUAGUGAAGUGGACUUGUGGUUACUAUCAUCGAAAGUGGCCACGAUGUCUACUAUCGACGAGCUGCGCCGUACUUGGGAGCUGCCAUACGUUGCCAUCUACUUACGUACCUUCAACGUGCCGUUCGAGGUGCCUUACUUGGACAGCGAAACCCUCGAGGAGUUACUGGUCAGCCCCACUGGACUGGACAGGCUGGAAAGCCUGGCACUCAAACUACUGAGCCCAUUCUUCAGGAAAAAGGGCGAGGAGUAUGAUGUCCUGCUUAUCAGAGAAGUAUCGCGGAGAUACCCGGAGUGUGUCGAACUGGAUUAUCUGCGGGACCACAAAUUCGCAGAGCUGACUGCCACGCAAAAGCUGUCAGUGCUAAGACUACUCUGCGAUAUGAGACUGGAGGAAGCUAGUGACGUGCGAAUGUGUUUAGAAGGAAUUGAAGCCGAUCUUUUGCGGCACGAAGAUAUUGGAGAAGACAAGAACAAAUCAAAGUACUACUAUUUCCAGGAUUCACGAUUAUGGCGUGAAACUAAAACUAAGAAAACAACAGGUAAGUCAAGAAAGAGAGCGAGAGAAGACUCAACCUGGGAACUUGUCUGUUCAAAUGCCGAGGAGUGGGAAACCUUUGCAAGUACUUUGAGCAAACGCUUGAAAGGAGAAAGGAACCUGCACGAAGUUGUUCAAACGCAACUCAUGCCCGAGAUAUUGGAGAAGGAAGAAAACAGGAAAAAGGCUGAGGAGGCGAGGAUACGAGCCGAAGCAAGGAGGCUGAAAUGGGAAGCCAUGCCUCGGCGGGUGUCCAGGCGUGUCCGAGACAAGAUAGAGGAAGAAGCGCGAUACGCCGAACUUGAAGCUGAAGAAGAAUCGUUAAGGGCACAAGCCGAGGAGUUAGCACGCAUCGAAGGGGAAACCCAAAAGAAGCUUGAGCGCUCUCGCGAACGCCGAUACCGCGAAAGGACGGGUCACUCACCCACCAACCCAACCAGAGACACCAGCGACGCACUCACUGCGUACACAGAGGACCACCUCAGUAGCAACUGCACCCAGGACAGUCCUGCAUACGCUGAGGGAAGUAGUGCAUCGCCAGCAUCCCACAGAUCAGUAUCACUCGACAGCGAGAUAGCGGGCAUGGUGCAGAUGCCAGCUGGGGCGUCCCAUGCGUUGGAAAACAGGCCGUCAGUGCGGAUACAUCUGAAGCUGAAGCCACGCGAGCCGUUUGAAGAAGCCACUGCGCAUGCAAAUGGCGAUGAGGAUUCUUCUGAUAGUGAGCAGGCUGAAUGUGAUGGGGAAAACCGAGAUUCUGAUGGUGAGAAGGCGGAGUACGGGGUACCAGAUAUAGUGGUGGAUAUGGGGGUGUGAGGGUCUAACAGUGAGAGGACUGUGGGCGGGGUGCCCGAUAGAAUAGAAGAUAAGGAAGUUGGUGUGACUGGAGACGGCACGGAAAGUAGCGUGCCAAUCAGUAUUACUGCUGGUAAAAUGGUAUAGAGGAGAGGCUGUUGGCAAGGAGGGAUUGGGCAUGGAGGUGAUGGUUUUCUCCUUUCGGUCUUCCUGGUGAACUGGAAGACUGUACAAUGUGAUAGUUGCCGAAACAGAGUUUUCAGGUACGAGGGAAUCGUAAGUGGCAACGUAGCAUUGCUUCGGGGGACGUGUAAUCAUGAUGACCCGAAGGCAAGCGGAGGUUUGCUUUACCAGUUCAUCUAGUUACUUAAUUGUCAUCAGACCAUAUCAGUUGAAGACAGCGCUUGGAUGAAAAAAUCACUAACAAUCGGAGAUUCUGUAUAGUUCCGCAGGUGACCUUUGCUAUCGAUUUAAUGUAGUACUGCAACGUAAAUGUGUUGGCGGGAUAUAGAACUUGAGUUAGAGCACUUGAAAGCAUCUCGUGUUCAGAAUGGAUCCUAGAUUUCGCAGUAGGAGGUAUAGUGGGAAGGUUGCGGGCGCACCAGAGCAUCAGGCCUGUACCAAGGGUUUUACUGCGGAGAAACACACAUAUCUAGCUAUAGCUAGGACGAUCGAUGAUAACGUACGUACUGUCAUUACUUGCGAGGCUUGCUGAUCGUGUCUUCUACCGUAGUUUUCCUUUUCGUAGUUUUGCUGGUACUUCAAGAUAUCUUUGUACGGGGUAUACCAAGACUACCCAAACACAUACACGUGUUACCUUCUCAACUGGCAUCGGAACCUAUUCACCAGCAUACUACCUCCAGAUGGCUGCUGUUCAGACAUUGCGCCGACCUGGAUUAGUGAUUCUUGUGGACGUUGACGUUAUGAUUAUAGCUUACAGCGAGUGGAUGAAAAGGCACUAUUAGAGUCUAGGAGUCCCGAUACAUCGCCAACGCUUUGGCGGCUAUGCCAAAACACCGGUUGCGACCUUAGUUCAUAUCUCAAUCUAAGCAAAAUUGAGAAAGUGUUGGUGCAAAGACCACGUGUACUGGAUUGAAGUUCGUAGAUCAUCCGCUUUCCAACCAAAAGGAAACGCUAUAGAGUAUGUACGGCUCACCAAAUAUAAUAUUGCAAUCUAUAUUCGG
Messenger RNA from Sphaeroforma arctica JP610, 2538 nucleotides. RefSeq lists its product as hypothetical. The transcript has 10 exons. Gene Ontology annotation, biological process: regulation of DNA-templated transcription. NCBI's taxonomy places the organism in Eukaryota, Ichthyosporea, Ichthyophonida. The record is from RefSeq and is a predicted model, not a curated record. Gene Ontology annotation, cellular component: RSF complex. Bases 71 to 1375 code for a protein of 434 amino acids.